AUGACGACAUCCUUAAUCUCGCUGAACGAGCACACUCCUAAAUCGAAAGAACCGGAACGGGAUAUUAAAAUUCCCCGAAACACCGGAAGGGCUGCAAAGGGUCCUCGCAGCUACGUAACCCUCUUUCGUAUGUUUCCCAUCAACUCCGUCACUCAGCGCAGUCGAUACAUUUGCGGCCUUACCAAGGUCCUUGGCACACUGCACAAGGCCAGCGGCUACCGGGAUCUCAGUAGAUCCGGUAUUCAGUUGUCCUUACAAAGUCGCCGGAUGCUUUAUAUCCUGGCGCUGGUGUUGUUCGCUAGUCAAUUUUGGAGGCUAUUUACGACACCAGGGACACUGAAUCCUAGUCGACACCAGGACAUGAAGAGCAGGAGAUUUGUUGGGCGAUUAAUGCUGAACAGAGAAGCGUGGCGACUUCCGUCCCGGGGAUACUUCAGAAAUACCUCCGAUGCUUUCACUGACGACGUGAAGUCUCAGCGCUCAGAUGGCCGCCCAAGGACAAUCACACGAGUCGAUUUCAGCCUCCGGUCCAGAACACUACUCAAUGGGACCUCGUUCUCGGUGGUUAUUUCUCUCGACUACGGAGCCUGGGGUUUAAUUUGUCUGCCAUUGAGAGUGCUGGUUGACGCUUUCGAAACAUUUCCGACGGCUUCGUCGGGUCAACCCGAUCGUCGUUCGGCGUGUAAUAAGCGGCAGCUCGAACGCACGGAUUAUCAGCUCGGUCGCCCUGAUUCUAUGGAUCUUUCUCAGAGUAUCGCGGGUAUCAAGAUUAUGCCUGCCUGACAAACCAUUCGCUUAGCUCUUUGCAUUGAAUACGCGGCUGUACAAUUUUUAUGGGUCAUAACUAGAGUCUUUUUGCAUACAAAUAAGUCCCAAACUUCCCCAAC
Messenger RNA from Desarmillaria tabescens, 887 nucleotides. RefSeq lists its product as uncharacterized. The transcript is spliced from 7 exons. Bases 1 to 783 code for a protein of 260 amino acids. The record is from RefSeq and is a predicted model, not a curated record. NCBI's taxonomy places the organism in Eukaryota, Fungi, Basidiomycota, Agaricomycetes, Agaricales, Physalacriaceae.